Messenger RNA from Dichomitus squalens LYAD-421 SS1, 2207 nucleotides. RefSeq lists its product as uncharacterized. The annotation marks the transcript as partial. NCBI's taxonomy places the organism in Eukaryota, Fungi, Basidiomycota, Agaricomycetes, Polyporales, Polyporaceae. The transcript has 3 exons. The record is from RefSeq and is a predicted model, not a curated record.
AGCGUGUACAGUACAGUAGAAUACAUCAAUAUAUUUCUUUACGCGUCCAGCAGAGUUCGAGAGUGAAAAAUGAAGGGCAACAAACUCGGACAGCGGCGGCAGCAGCGAACAAGUCGCCGUACACCUCGGGCGCUUAUCUAACGCGCGACUCGCUCUCUGUCCGCCACCACCUCGUCCGACUCGCGCCGCCGCGUCUUGUGUUUCUCACCAAGUCUGGUUCAUCCUCCAUUGCGCGCACUGCUAUAACCCUUGUUUCCGCCCCGCUUGCUCGAUCUCAGGUCCCGGGAAGCAAGACCGCCCCCCACGUACCUGUACCAACGCCAUCCCAGCGGCGGCAGCCAGCAUCAUCUCAGUAUACCCCGCCGUUGCACUCGCCUGCGUCCAUACCAAGUAGCGGCGCGCCCCACCAGCCCGCCUUCCCCUCGUCCCUGCCAGCCACUUCCGCGUCCCUGCCAUGGCUAGAUCCCCGGCUCAAGACACGCGAGCGGCUGAACACACCAAGGCAGUCCCGCAGGUCGCGAUCGCCCUCGCAGACAGCUUCAAGGACAGGUACCCCACACGCUUUUGUCCUCUCGUGCGUGUGAUGACCCCAGCCGUUGUCCCUGUCUAAAAACGGGUACGUCGUCGAUCGCCACGCUCCAGGAAAAGCCCAGACCUCCUGCGUCCGACUUCCCUUCGUGUACCAAAUGCCGGGCGGCCGCUCUGGAUCAGCACUGACCGGGCAGACGUCACCGAGGACCUGGUCGCGGUCGACGAGAUCGCGAGGGAUCUGCCGGACUUGGCCAUCCGCCGCUUCGUCGCGUUUGUGGUGCUCGCGCUACACAUCUUCUCGACCACCGGACACUCAACAGUAGAGCAACGCAGGGACCGUGAGGGAGCUCAGAUACGACUGCCACCAGGUUGGACAAGGAGCCGCGAGUUGCGUCGCGGCAAAAUCCCUGGUUGUGCCAAGUGCGAGCGCACGACUGAUGACCUAGAUGUGACAGACAGCGUGUCGUGCAGCGAUCCUCACGAAUGCUGCCAGCGAGCCAUGAUGGAUGAGAAUGCAAGGCCUCUGGUGGGGCGUGUUGUCAGCCGCCAGAGACGAAGCAUGCGAGCGAUGGCUGUGAAGGAUAUGGACGUGUUAGGUGGGCCUAGACAAUGUCGUGCAUAGAGAAGUACGCCCAAAAAUCUUGAGCCCCUACCAAACUGCCAUCUCCGAGGUACCCGCCAUGAUCACCCCGGGCCCGCCGUGACACGGACAUCGAUACCGAAUCCGCACGCUCUGAUAUAACGGCACGAGGUACGUGAUCACUUCGCGUCUGGCUCGCCAAGAUAUUCGGUGUCCCGCCGUUGCGGACGAAACCAAGUAUGGCGAGCGCUCGCUGAGCAUCCUCUUGACCGCUGGAGACUCCGCGGCGGAGCGACUCUGCUGCGGGGAGCUGCUCACCUCCUCGGCCAGCUCGAUGAUCAUCGGCGGUGAUAGCCGCGCCGGCGAGGACAGGCCUUGGCUUAGCUGUCGAAGAUGCUGAGCGACCCGGGCGAGGUCUUCGAAAUGCCGCCGACUGGGAACGUGAACCGUCUGGACGCUCCGCUGCCCGCAGAGCCUUUGUCGCGCUCGGACGACGCCGAUCCCGUGCGCUGCGGGCUGAGCGGUAUCAGAGUAGAUUUCAGCACCAAAAUCUUCGACGGCAGUCGUAGCGUGAAUGAACGCGGCCGCGAGUGCACUUGCGAUGUGCUCGAAGCGGCUGAGGCAGGUGUGAGCGGUGGUGAGACAGAUGGCCCGUGAGCAGACGGCGGCGGCGGCGGCGGCGGACCUGGCCGUGUUCUCUUCGGAGGCGAUGUCGAGAGCCUGGCCAAUAUUGCAGGAAAGGGUUAUGCCAUCUUCAGAGACGCGACGGACAGCAAAGGGAGCGAUGGUGACGGUGCAGCGCUGCAACUCACUUCGUCACUGCGGUAUGUCUUCAUUGCCCGGUAUUGGGUCGUAUCGAUGGAGGGAGGGGGGUUCUUGGACGGAGUAGGAGGUCAACUAGCAAGCUAGACAUGGUACGAGGGUACGUGCGAGUGGGGGCACGGCGAUUGAGCACCAGACGACCCGAAAAAGCAACGCAGGUAACCAUCGGGAAACGGCUGGCAAGAAAAUGUUCUCGCCAUCGGCAGGGUGCAUAGUACUCAGUUCUUACGAUAUAUUGCCGGUAUCGAAUGUUUGUCAGGCUCAUCGGCGGUGC